CCGGUUAUUUGACGUCAGCAGCUGAUCGCUUGCUGUUAUAUCUCUGUCAUGAUGAACACGCAUCUCAUAUGUGUUUAAUUUAAACUACAGCUCAGAUUAAAUACCUCCGGUGAAUUACGAGUUAAGACACAUUUGGUUAAAUUCACAUAGUGUUAUUUUUAUUGCAGUAGCAUAGCACCCUCUGUCGUAAGCCUAGCUAUUUGUUGACGCUAUGCUGGAUGGUGUUGAAACUACCUCGUUGCGUACAGUGGGAUGCUUCCCAACUUAGUUCAGACUGACUGUCGGUCUCCGUUUGACUUGUACGAGAUGGAAGGGGAUGAGGGGGAUGACGGAUCGGCCGGGACCCCCGAUCUUCCUCUUGAGAUGAUCGUGCACAUUUUCAGUUUCCUGCAUUCUUGGGACAGAAGGGAAGCUUCAGCCGUCUGCCAGAGCUGGUACCAAGCUAGCCAAGACCCCCGGUUUCAGAAGAACGUGAGCUUCCAGUUCCCUGCGUCGGCGUCCGCCGUGGCUGUGAUCCGGCAUCUGGGUCGCGGGUCUCGCUGCAGUCUGGUCAUCAGCCAGCUGGAUGGAUCCAGCCUGUCAAAGACGCUGCUCACAGAGGUGGGCCAUUGGCUGGGCCCCACCCUGGAGGGCUUGUCCCUGCCUGGGGCCAGCCUGACGGAGUCCUCCUUGCUGGCCCUGCUGCCUCGCCUCUCCAGCCUGCGACGCCUGGACCUCAGCGGCCUGGACAGCCUCUUCAUGUCCGGGGCCUUCCUGUCCAGGGAGGAGCAGCGGGAGCAGGUGCGCUCUGCGCUGUGUGGCCUGGAGGAGCUGGACCUCUCUCACCUGCGCUACCUGUCGGACCUCACCUUCAACCGGCUGACCUACUGCACGCCCCGCCUGCGCCGCCUGGCGCUGGCCGGCUGCCACAUCGCCUUCGAGUUCGACCCGUACCGGGGCUACCCCGCGGGGGGCGCCCGGGACUCGUCGGCGCUGCUCUCCCUGAGGAACCUGCGGCGGCUGCUGGCGGAGCAGAGCUCCACGCUGGUGGCUCUGGACCUCAGCAGGACCUCCAUCACCCCCCAGUCGCUACGCACCGUGGCUCAGGUGGAGGGCCUCCGUCUGGAGGAGCUGAGCCUCCAGGGCUGUAAGGAGCUGACGGACUACUCUGUGGAGGUCCUCCUGCAGCACCAGCCAGGCCUGCUCAGGCUGGACCUGAGUGGCUGCACCGAGCUCACCAGCCGGGCCCUGCAGGCGGUGUCCCGGGCCCUGAAGGGCCUCCAGCACCUCUCCAUGUGCCGCGACUGGAGGAUCACCGAUAAAGGUGUGGCCGAGCUGGCGUCCAUGCCGUCACUGAAGAGCCUGGAGCUGUCUGAGUGUACCCACCUGACUGGGGCCCCGCUGGUCAAGGGCCUCUCGGGCCCCAGGGCGGCCCAUCUGGAGAGUCUGGCCCUCAGGAGCUGCACCAGCAUCAGAGAUGUGGAGAUGUCCUCCUUGGCCCAGCUGUGUGGCGGCAGCCUGCAGCAGCUGGACCUGACCUCGUGCGUCUACCUGACGGACCUCUCUGUGAACGCCAUCGCCACCUACCUGCACCGGCUGGUGGUGCUGCGGCUGGGCUGGUGCAAGGAGAUCACCGACUGGGGACUGCUGGGGCAGAAGACCCCCACCAGAGAGAGAGAGUCAGAGGGGGAGACGGGUCCCUGCUUCACCAGGACCUUCGGCAACAUGGGCUUCUUCCGGCCCCCCAAGAGUCCGUUCCCGGUGCGGCCCGUGGCGGGGGAACCCGCCCCCCCCGUGGAGCAGAGCGGGGCCGGCCUGCUGGCCCUCAGCCAGCUCCAGGUUCUGGACCUGACCGCCUGCUGCCUGCUCACCGACACCAGCAUCGCACAGGUGCUGUGUCAUCCAGAACUCCAACGGUUGUCUCUGUCUCUACUGACCGAGAUCAGCGACGCCAGCCUGGCCGCGGUCGCCAGGAACUGCCCCAGCCUGACCAGUCUGUCACUCAGUCACUGUAGACGAAUCACAGAUGCAGGGGUAGCCAAGGCCACGCCCUACUUGGGCAGACUGCAGCACCUCUCGCUCUCACACUGUGAGAACCUCACAGACAGAUCCCUGCUGUGCCUGGUGCAGCACUGCAGGAGGUUGAGGACUCUGGACGUCUCGGUGUGCAAAGGAAUCUCCAUCAGCGCCGUGGACCGCCUCCACUCACAACUCACCUUCUUGGAAAAUGUCAACUGCCGUUUUGUGGGCGGGGUUGACCUCACUCUUACCCUUUGAUUGGCCAGCCCUCGUUGUAUUUAUUUUUUCUUCUAGCUAUUCAGGGUCACAACAAAACUCUCUUCCGCUCCAGAAUUGAAUUCGUCUGAGUUUCUAGGUGAAAAAAAUAAUAAUGGCGAAAUGUAAUCAUCUUUUUCUGGAAUUUACAACUAAAGUAAGACAUAUUUUUUAACUUAAAAUAUAUUAUUGAAGAAAAAUUAAAUUCAAACUUUUUUUUUAAAUUGAAAGUGGUUAGAAUGCUCAAGCUAGCAAUAUAAUACAAUAUGGUAGGUUUCCGCGAACCACCAAAACCUGGAAAGUCAGAAAAAUUUGUAAAGCCUGUAGCUGUGCUUUUGAGCUCAUGUAUGGCUUAUGUCUUAUUUAUUGUCAUGUCUUCUCAAUGUAUGCCCGGAGAUGUAUUUUUGACCAAAUAGUCGUGAAUAUUUUUACAUUUGAAGUUAUCUACAUGUAUUAAUGUUAAAAAUAUCCAAAUGUAAUUUAAUGUAGCUAUAUGGUCAUUCCUUCAUUAAAAAAAAGUGUAUUUCUAUAGCAUUUUGUUUUGUCCCCUGUAAACAUGAACACAAGUAAGCACUUUAGAACUGUAUAUGUACAUUUAAAAUGUAAUAUAUAUUCUAUAUAGAUACAAUUAGGGCAUUUUGCAGACGAUUUUAUCCAAAGCGACUUACAUCGGUUAAUAAACACAUUGCACACUGACGGUUGAGUCAACCAUGCAAGGCGACAGCCAGCUCGUCAGGAGCAGUUAGGAUUAAGUGUCUUGCUCAGGGACACAUCAACACACAGCUAGGAGGCGCUGGGGAUCGAACUAGCAACCUUUCGGUUACAAGAGAACUGCUCUGACUCCUGAGCUAAGCCGACUCUAUUGUAAUAUAAAAUGAUAUCGGAAAAAUAAAUAUUUCAUGCGAUCUGCAGCAAACCAGAGCAUAAACCACCAGACCAGUAUCAACUAGUACGUAUAUAUAAUAAUAAUAAUAAUAAUAAUUGAUCAGUUUUUAUAACUCUUUUAUAAAUACUCAAAGAUGCUUUACAAAUAAGAAAGGAAUACAUACAGACAGUACAGACAAUCAAACAAAAGGGAAAAAAUAAAGAACACCACAACAAUAGGCAACACAUUAAGAGAGUGGGAGAGAGUGGAAGAUGGUGGAGGAUGAUUUGUCAAAUGUUGUAAGGGUAACACAACACCCUUGUGUUUUUUUUCAUGACGACCAAUAAAAAACAACAGUGAUACCCUUUAUGUUUUUUUUUCAUGACGACCAAUAAAAAACGACAGUGUUACCCCUUAUGUUUUUUUUCAUGACGACCGAUAAAAAACGACAGUGUUGUCCCUUAUGUUUUUUUUCAUGACGACCAAUAAAAAACAACAGUGUUACCCUCUAUGUUUUUUUUCAUGACGACCAAUAAAAUUCGACAGUGUUACCCCUUUAUAUUUUAUUUGACAAAGACAACAGUGUUACCCCUUAUGUUUUUUUUCAUGACGACCAAUAAAAAAUGACAGUGUUACCCCUUGUGUUUUUUUUCAUGACGACCAAUAAAAAACAACAGUGUUACCCCUUAUGUUUUUUUCAUGACGACCAAUAAAAAACAACAGUGUUACCCCUUAUGUUUUUUUCAUGACGACCGAUAAAAAACAACAGUGUUACCCCUUGUGUUUUUUUUCAUGACGACCAAUGAAAAACAACAGUGUUACCCCUUAUAUUUUAUUUGGCAGGGACAAUUUUUUUUUUUUUUUUUAAUAUUUUUUUUUUCAUGACGACCAAUAAAAUACGACAGUGUUACCCCUUAUGUUUUUAUUCAUGACGACCAAUAAAAAACGACAGUGUUACCCCUUAUGUUUUUUUCAUGAUGACCGAUAAAAAACAACAGUGUUACCCCUUAUGUUUUUUUCAUGACGAACAAUGAAAAACAACAGUGUUACCCCUUAUGUUUUUUUCAUGACGACCGAUAAAAAACGACAGUGUUACCCCUUAUGUUUUUUUUUCAUGACGUCCAAAGAAAAAUGACAGUGUCACCCCUCAUGCUUCAUUUGAUAAAAACGACAGUCUUACCCCCUAUGUUUUAUUCGAUACAUUUCGACAGUGUUAACCCUUAUGGGUUUUU
Molecule: messenger RNA, 4350 nt
Organism: Gadus chalcogrammus (walleye pollock)
Lineage: Eukaryota; Metazoa; Chordata; Actinopteri; Gadiformes; Gadidae
Gene: fbxl9
Product: F-box and leucine rich repeat protein
Exons: 11
Coding region: 253-2256 (667 amino acids)
Biological process (GO): SCF-dependent proteasomal ubiquitin-dependent protein catabolic process
Cellular component (GO): SCF ubiquitin ligase complex
Molecular function (GO): protein binding
Source: RefSeq, a predicted model, not a curated record